UGUGGUCAUAUUCAUGCCUCAUCAAAAAACUAUAUUCUACCAAAUUUUUAUCAAUAUUCAUUGCAUCAAGGAGUAUCAAGCUUGUAACUACUCCUAUAUAAGGCGUUCAUUAGUAUUGUUGGUUCGACAAACACAAGUGUUCAUAAACAUUUCAAGCUUCUUUUGCUUCAAAACUAGCAUUUCCAACUCAAAUUCCAUCAAUCUAGAGAGAAAUGGCAAUCCGUCUGCCUCGUAUUAUUCAAGCUAAGCAACUCCUGAAGCGGUCUAGUUCUUUCGAAUCAAACUACCAAUCCUCUCCUUCAGCUUCCAUAGAUGUCCCAAAGGGAUAUUGUGCGGUCUAUGUUGGAGAAAGUGAUGAGAAGAAGCGAUACGUUAUUCCCAUUGCUUACCUGAACCAGCCUUCCUUCCAAGAAUUGUUAAGCCAAGCUGAGGAAGAAUUUGGUUAUGCUCAUCCAAUGGGAGGUUUGACCAUCCCUUGCAGAGAACAAAUGUUCAUUGAGCUAACUUCUCGUUUGAGUAGGAAGGCAUUUUGAUUAGUUUGGGGGAGGGGGAAUUGAGUAUGUUAGGAGUACUUGGCUUAACUUGAGAAAGUGAAGCACAAUUUUGUAACUUGGACUAAAUGGGGGGAUGAGCAAGCAGAUUAUUGGUCAUUGUGUACAUAGAAUCACUCCCAACUGUCCAUAAACACGGUUCAACUUAUAUAACUACUUGAAAGUUAAACUUUGUUCACUUGCA
Oldenlandia corymbosa var. corymbosa is the source of this 735-nucleotide messenger RNA. The record is from the annotation of a GenBank genome assembly. Lineage: Eukaryota; Viridiplantae; Streptophyta; Magnoliopsida; Gentianales; Rubiaceae.